CACCCCACCCGAGCCCCGCACCGCGAGCCCGGCCGCUGCGGACCCCACCCGAGCCCCGCACCGCGAGCCCGGCCGCUGCGGACCCCACCCGAGCCCCGCACCGCGAGCCGCUCCGGCCGCUCCGGACCCCACCCGAGCCCCGCCAUGUCCGGGGAAGAGGCAGCGGCGCCCCCGGCCCCCGCCGAGCCGGCCCCCCCGGCGGAGCAGCGGGCGGCGGGCGGCGGGGACGCGCCCCCGGCGGAGCCCCAGUACCGGGCCCUGGUGCUCUCGGGCUUCGGCGGCUACGAGAAGGUGAAGGUGCAGGUGCGGCGGGGCGAGCCCAGCCCGCGGCCCGGGGAGCUCGCCGUGCGGGUCCGAGCCUGCGGCCUCAACUUCGCCGACCUGCUGGCCCGGCAGGGGCUCUACGAGCGGCUGCCGCCGCCGCCCGUCUCCCCCGGCAUGGAGUGCGCGGGCACCGUGCUGGCGCUGGGCGAGGGGGUCACCGGCCGCCAGGUUGGUGAUAAGGUGAUGGUGCUGGCCAGGGCAGGGCUCUGGCAGGAAGUCGUGACUGUCCCAGCCAAUCAGACUUUCCUGAUGCCUGACGGAAUGAGCUUCGAGGAAGCAGCCGCCUUUCUGGUCAACUACAUCACGGCGUACAUGAUCCUCUUUGACUUUGGGAACCUGAGACCCAACCAGAGCAUCCUCAUCCACAUGGCUGCCGGGGGGGUGGGAACAGCCGCCAUUCAGCUCUGCAAGACGGUGGAGAACGUCACCAUCUUUGGCACUGCCUCUGCCUCCAAGCAUGACGCCCUCCGGGAAAGCGGGGUCGCUCACCCCAUUGACUACAGGAGUAUGGAUUACGUGGAGGAGGUCCGGAAGAUCUCCCCCAAAGGAGUCGACAUUGUCUUGGAUCCACUGGGAGGAUCGGACACGUCCAAAGCAUUCAACCUCCUGAAGCCAAUGGGCAAACUCAUAACCUAUGGGGUGGCCAACCUGCUCACUGGGCAGAAGAAGAACCUGGUGGCCAUGGCGAAGACAUGGUGGAACCAAUUCAGUAUCAACGCUCUGCAGCUCCUGCACCUCAACAAGGCCGUGUGCGGCUACCACCUGGGUUACAUGGAUGAAGAAUUUGAGCUCAUUGGGGGUGUUGUGGCCAAGCUGGUUAGCCUGUACAACCAGGGCAAAAUCAAACCCAAAAUAGACUCCGUAUGGCCCUUUGAGCAGGUGGCCGAUGCCAUGAGGCAGAUGCAGGAGAAGAAGAACGUUGGGAAAGUCAUCCUAGUUCCUGAACUGCCGAAGGAAGAACCCAAAAAAGAGGAAAACUAAAGCAAGGAGACCUGUCUGCAGGUUGUGAAUUUGUGGUUUAACUCCUAACCCUUUUGGGACCUGGGAAUGGACGGCUCAGUCCCUGCCAUCUUCCCCAUUAAGGGAAUGAUAAAUUUUUAAAGCCAGUUCUAGGACUGUGAGCACCUUGGGUUGUGAAUCAUAUGCACCUGCCAUAGCCAGCCUCUCCCAGGUGUGAUUGUGUAACAUUGAAUGUGACACCUCCAGCCUUAGCCCUGCUUUUCUCACCUGGUUGUUAUAUUUCCUUUCCCAAAUUCCAAACCAAGUUCUUCUUCUCUGGCAACGCCUCUCUGGCCUCCAAGCAGUCAGUGACUAAUGGCUGCGUAGUAUGUUGCUGCAAAGUGUAAACGCAAAUUGUUAUGGCAACCAUUGACUGUCUCCAUAGAAACCGAGCCCUUUUUGCAGUCUUAAGAUGCACGUUCGACAGACGAAUGUGCCAAGCCAGAGAUGCUUGUCAAUGAAAUUGCUGUAGGAAAAAAACAUCAGACCUUACGUUGUUCUAGUGCUGGUUAUUUCUUUGCCAUUAUUCCUGCUGUCACAACACUUCCCUUCCUCCUCCCCUCCUCUUCCCCACACCCCCAGUCCUAGGCCUUUAAUGCCAAUCAGCUGGCAAAAGGCCAGUUUUUCUAAGCCCAGCUUAGUAUCUUACAUGCUGGUCACGCUGUAGCUUUUUAAUUUGCUGUUCCUUCUCUGUUCACGCUGCAUGUAUCCUGAGGAGGAGUUAGGCUGGUGCUAUAUGAAUACUAAAGAGAAAUUUCAAUUCAACAAUUUGCUCUCGUCCAUUUUCUGCUCCCAAACCGUUAGGGAAAGUCUAAACCAAUUCUGUGGUCAAGGCUGGGUCUGGAGACUGAAAGAACUCAGCUGUGUCUCCGAAAUGACUGACCCAUUUGUGUUGGCUCUAUGUGCUUUGUUAACGUUGGGCUCUGAAUGUCCGUCAGGCUAAACUUCACCCUCGUGUUUGUUACCAAGGGCUGCAAUGUGAAAAGGUGUCUGCAAGACUGGGACAAAACAAGCCUCAUGGUCGGCCUUUGCUUCUGCGGUUGUGUGUGCUAGGAGGGGGAUGCUGCAGCUCUAGAAGUGAGCAGGCCCAGUAAAGUCUGCGCUGGCAUCCUCCCCCUGGGCCAGCCUGUGGUUCUGAGUGAGUCACACGCUGUCUGGGCUUAGACCUGUCGAACCCGCUGGCGUGAGGCUCUCGCCUGGUUAGAUCCUGGCUUUUGUUUUUCACUUUCCAUUCCAGUUUUAAUUGGCUUUUCAGAUUCUCCCCUAGUCCCAGGCUGUCCCCAUGGCCUCUGCCCGUCCCUAUGGCUGGCUAGCUAGCGCCGAAAGGGGGCUUGCAGCUUGUCUGCUCGAAUCAUGAAGUGCCAGUGUUUUCAGGGUACUUCCUAGUGCUGCUGAGAUGCUGGGAACUGCCCAGUGGGCUCCUCUCUCUAGGAAGAAAACUGGGCUUGCCCAUGCCAGGCGUGCAGGUAAAGCUGUGGGUGGGAACCUGAACGGUUCAGUCUGUGAGCAUCUAAACUUGUCCUUGUUUAAUGUCCUGACUGGCGCCGCCCCUUCCAGUGGUGCUCGGUCUCCUGCUGCAGUCCCAGGACUUGGCGCUUGUCAGGUUUGGCCCUGCUGGGUGGCGGAUGGCGCAGUAGCUCAGGCUUUGCUUGUAUUUUGGAUUUGGUAACUGAAGGGACCAAGCCCCCACCUACCCCCUUUUCGUAAAGGUGCCAUAGCAGAAGCAAAAUGCUGCUCUUAAGAGCAAACAUGGAUCUCCUGGGUCCCUCCCCCCAUUAAAGAAAACCUGGCCCAGCAUCAGCACGAGGACUGUAUUGUGCAAGGAAAAGGAAGGCGACGGUCUCUAUUAGCUGCAGCCGCCCCAGGAGGCGUAAGUGGUGCUUCGCUCAGCCAUGCGGUUUUAUCGACCUAGCUCCCAGAGUAGACAACGCUGCUCCCAGCGACACGGCCACCGCCUCCUCGGGGGGCGCGGUACGUACGCCGACAGGACAAGCCUUCCUCUUGGCGCAGGCAGCUUCUUCACGGGUGCGCUACAGUGGGGCAGCUGCGUUAUCUCAUCAGUGCAGCCUGGGUUUCAGUUCCUAGCUCUCUGACCCUGCUGGGCUGCAUGAGGCCUGGAAUCUGGAGGAUUCACUUCAGGUAAAAAAUGGUGCCCAACAUUUAGGACUUCAGAAAGGGAACCACGAUUGGGUUCAGACCCUCUUCUGUCUUCGUUCCUUCCAUUCGUGACACGGGGGUUGACUCCCCUGAUGUGAUGCAGCAGAACUCACACGCACAACUUUUUUCUAACCUUUUCUAAAUACAAACUCUCCUCGCUGGGUUUUUCCCCUCUCAGAACCGCUCCUGCCCAGUGAAUUAGAUUUUACUUUCCAUUGUUUUGUGCCAUUUCACUGCAGAUUUGUAAAAACAGUUCAGACACUUGUUUGCUAUAAAAGGAAAAGCCCAAGACCUACUCUUGUCCAAAUCUUGGCUUCACCUUGAGACAGGAGGAGUCUGGACUAACUGCACCGCAAAGCUUCAGGUUCUCUAGAGUCUUUGAAAGGGGGAAAAUGAUCCCACUUUCCUACUUCCCUUGGCUCUACUCUGCCAGCUGAGAGCACCUGGUGCCUUACUCUGGCCCUAUCCUGGGCACUAUCGCAAGGCUUUUGUAGUCUAGUCCCCCUUUUGAUACAGCGUGAAGGAAGCAAAUGGGAAUAUCUUGUAUCUUCCUGUAGGACAACUCUGACGUAUGCUGCAUUGCAUAGAAAACAGUAUCUCAGUGCCUUUUCUAGACCACUUGUAAGACUAGCAAGUCACUGAAGCCUUUGCCAUACUGGCCUCUUAAAAUACUGCCAAAAAACUAGUGUGCUGCAUAAUAGAUAUGGCUUGUGGUACACAAGUGACCUAGCUCUGCUUACCCUCCGCCUUGAUAUACUCUUCGUACACGUGCGUUUUAUGGACUCUCCAGGCUGAUCCCUGGAAGCUCCUGCUCCAGAGCCUAAGCAGCAGUGCCUGCCGUAAGGCAAUGCCUCACCCAAGUUGGCUGCAUUUGGAUGUGGCCAAAGGUGAUGUCAGCCUGCCCGUGCGCGUCAGUAUCUCUAGGCCUGUCCUCUUGCAAAGCUUUGCUGGUUGUGGCCUCUCCUGAGGCUGAGGACGUUGAGGGUUUGUCGCCAUUGCGGAGACUCUCUGGAAUUUCUUUUCUCUUUGUUUGCAAUGUGUAGCUGAUGGUGAAUUUUCUACCUAUAAACUUCUCAUGCCCUUUUCAGUCUGACUUCUGAAUCCUUCUGAGCAAUUAGGUAGUCGUGAUAAGAGAUUAGCAUUGACUCUGCACCCCAGUAGCUACGUUUUCUACGGAAGAUUAAGUGUAACCUUGCGCUUUACUGCCUCACUGACUAAUGCUCUGUUCUAGAUUUUAUAGUAGCCUUUAUUUACCCUGGCGUUUUAGGGCCCAGUAAGUAUUAAACCUACUGAUUGUCAGACUUAAUACAACUUUAUUACCAGUGUCUCAAACAACUUGUUAAACAGUGAGUUGUUUUAGCAAGGACCAAAGCACAAUGCCAUUCCACUCCAGAAGAUGUCUGAUUAGAAGGAAGCAUGCUGAACAGUUGAGGGCACAGCUGGUGUCAUCCAGGGAACAAAGAGUGCCACGUUGCCUCUUAAAUUGUGCAUCGUUCCAAAAUAACUGAAGUGCAGCUUAAUGUUCAUUUUGCUAAUUGAUCAUUUUGACUCAAAUCUUGUGCCAUGGGUGCAAAAUGGCUGAAGGGCAAAAGUUUGUGUCGUGAUGCUAUGAGCACUAGCUAAAGGUUUCUGUGUUCCCUGCACUCUCUCCUGCUCCAGUUUGCAGGGUCUUCUGCCUUUGGUAUGUAUGUGUAGAUUGUGAAAUCCAGUGGUAUCUGUCUAAGUGUGACCUAACCAUCAUUGCUGUAUCUGUUACCAAAACUGCCAGUCCAGGAAGGGGCCCUUAAACACAACUUUACGUACUUUGCCAUCCUCAGGCGGCUUUAGAACUAAAAAGCUUGUUUAGUUCAAUAAGAAAUUUAUUAAAGUUACAAAUGUUUCUUGCACCUGGGAGAUGGGAGUGGAGCUCAGCUUGCACAAACAUAAGCCCUGUUGAGAACCGUAGCUACAUCAAGACUGUAUUUGAGAGAUGGGGAAAGGUCCUACAGACACCAGGGAAAGGAGUUUAGCUGCAUGUUUAGUUACAAACCAGCUGUGUGAAGUAGAGUUGUGGGCAUCAGACUUCAACCAAUGCAGGAAUCUGACCCAUCUGCAGCUGCUGUCAGAGGUAUAAGACCACUCCUGUUGCCAAAUGAAGUCUUGGAUGCCCCAAGCGCUGGUGAUGGCAGAGGGUGACGGGCAGGUAGCGUAUGAGCACGGUGUGAGAAUGCGUUGCUCUUGGAGCCUCUUACGACACAUGGCAGUGUCUGUGCCGUCCAGCUGAUUUGCGGAGAUGAGAUACGAGGGGCUGUUGUCCUACAGCACGGCGCCUUUAAAAAUAAUUAUAUUCCGCUUUGUGCGUGUAACCAAGUUGAACAGAAAGCGAUUGUGCCAAUGCUGUUUACAUGACUACAACGUGUAAUGCUCUUCUGCCUAACGUUACCGUAUGCCUUACGUGUUUCAAAUGUUAAUUAAAAGCAUAACAAAAUC
Molecule: messenger RNA, 5949 nt
Organism: Caretta caretta (loggerhead turtle)
Lineage: Eukaryota; Metazoa; Chordata; Testudines; Cheloniidae
Gene: VAT1
Product: vesicle amine transport 1
Biological process (GO): negative regulation of mitochondrial fusion
Cellular component (GO): mitochondrial outer membrane
Molecular function (GO): oxidoreductase activity; zinc ion binding
Source: RefSeq, a predicted model, not a curated record